UAUUUCUAGACUGACUUGGGCUAUUGUAGUGACCAGAGAUCUCCAUUAGACAUGUUUGGGACUAAGGGAAAGGGCAGAGAUCAGAGUUGGCCUUAAAUAUGUAUAUUGCAGGUCCCCUCCCUCUGGAUACAGACUAGAGAUCAUGGUUAAGGCAACUUGUGAAAUACAUACAGGCUGGUUUUGAAAGAGGGAGUUUACAUACUGGGUAUUCCUGAGAGCAUGAUGAAGUGGAAAGAGUGAUGUAUUUAAAAUCAAAGGAUGUGAAUAAAAUCCUGGAUGUGCCACUUAGUACUUGUUUUGACCACAGGUGUUCCAGAUAACCCCAUGUAAAUCUUUGGAGGAUGCUGUAGGGCUGUUGAAGUUGUAAGAAAUCUUCCUGGAAACAGCAUUUUGCCAUUUCAUUCAAUGCCUAACAUUGUAGACACAGAAAGAUCAAAUGAUUCUGCAAACAGUGACCAUAAGCCUGAAAGGAAGUCUCCAGAGCAGAAUUUGAAAGUUACUGUCAAAUCCUUCUGCUCCACCGAUGCCCCAACAACACCACUGGGUCCUGGUGGAGAUGGUCGUUAUCCAUGGAGUUGUCCAGUGACUCAUACUCGGGAAAAAAUCUAUGCCAUUUGUUCAGACUAUGCCUUUCUCAACCAGGCAACCUCAAUCUGUAAAACUCCAAAUUCUACUCUUUCUUCUUGCCUUACCAAUAGCACUUCUGUAACUGUUGGAAAUAAUUCAGCCAGAUACAUUGGUAUCCCAACUAGUUCCUCAGAGAUCAUCUACAAUGAAGAUAGUAACUUGGAAAGCUUAUCUAAUAGUUUUGGCAAGCUGCCACUUGCCUGGGAAAUCGAUAAGUCUGAAUUUAAUGGAGUGACAGCAAACUUGAAAAAUAAAUCAGGCAAUGUGAAGAAACACGUUUCCAAAAAAAAGACUUCAGAAAAAAAGGGAAAACAUAACAAGGAGUGUCCUCAGUAUUCUACUCUUGAAGACAUUAAGCAGCGGAAAGUGUUAGACCUCAGGCGAUGGUACUGUAUCAGUCGACCUCAGUAUAAGACUUCCUGUGGUAUCUCCUCAUUGAUAUCUUGUUGGAAUUUCUUAUAUAGCACAAUGGGAGCUGGAAACCUUCCACCUGUUACUCAAGAAGAGGCUUUACACAUUUUGGGAUUUCAGCCCCCAUUUGAAGAUAUUCGUUUUGGUCCUUUUACAGGAAAUACCACAUUAAUGAGAUGGUUUAGACAAAUUAAUGACCACUUCCAUGUAAAAGGCUGUUCUUAUGUUCUCUAUAAACCUCAUGGGAAAAAUAAAACAGCAGGAGAAACUGCUUCAGGGGCAUUGUCAAAAUUAACACAUGGACUGAAAGAUGAAUCACUGGCUUACAUUUACCAUUGCCAGAAUCAUUACUUUUGUCCAAUUGGAUUUGAAGCAACACCAAUUAAGGCUAAUAAAGCAUAUAGCAGAAGUCAUUUUUUGCAGCAAGAAGUAGAAUAUUGGAUCUUAAUUGGAGAGCCAAGUAGAAAACAUCCUACCAUUCACUGUAAAAAAUGGGCAGAUAUUGUUGUUGACCUUAACACUCAAAAUCCAGAGUACCUCGAUAUUCGACAUCUGGAAAGGGGAUUACAGUACAGAAAAACAAAGAAGGUAGGGGGGAAUCUACAUUGCAUCAUAGCCUUUCAAAGACUUAAUUGGCAAAGAUUUGGCCUUUGGAACUUUCCAUUUGGAAACAUUCGACAAGAAACACAACCUCCAGCACAUUCACAAGGACUUGCUAAAUCUGAGAGUGAAGACAACAUCUCUAAGAAGCAUCAUGGACGUUUGGGUCGGUCUUUGAGUGCUAGUUUUCAUCAGGAGUCAGCGUGGAAAAAGAUGUCCAGUAUUAAUGAAAGAAGAAAUAGUGCCUAUUUGGGUUAUAAUGAUUAUGAUGAUGAUUAAAUGGGUUGGGUAAUGCACAAUUGUGUAAGAAAACUUUGGAAAAAAAAAAAGAAAAUGGAGUAGGGGAUUUUACUAAGUUUGUGUUAUGUAUGACUAGAUCUCAUUGUGUGGGAUAAAAUAGUCUGGUAGUUUUUCAGUACUUAAGCUUGUAUAUGAUUGUGAUGGUGAUCUCAGAUAUGUGAUUAGAUAAGCACAGAGUAUUAUACUUGUAAAAUUAAAGAAAAUAAGCAAUCAAAA
Molecule: messenger RNA, 2154 nt
Organism: Sarcophilus harrisii (Tasmanian devil)
Lineage: Eukaryota; Metazoa; Chordata; Mammalia; Dasyuromorphia; Dasyuridae
Gene: BIVM
Product: basic, immunoglobulin-like variable motif containing
Exons: 11
Coding region: 406-1917 (503 amino acids)
Biological process (GO): nucleotide-excision repair
Cellular component (GO): nucleus
Molecular function (GO): single-stranded DNA binding; DNA endonuclease activity
Source: RefSeq, a predicted model, not a curated record